Hevea brasiliensis (rubber tree) is the source of this 1114-nucleotide messenger RNA. Its product is annotated as ras-related protein Rab2BV. Lineage: Eukaryota; Viridiplantae; Streptophyta; Magnoliopsida; Malpighiales; Euphorbiaceae. The record is from RefSeq and is a predicted model, not a curated record. The transcript is spliced from 2 exons. Gene Ontology annotation, molecular function: GTPase activity; GTP binding. Gene Ontology annotation, cellular component: endosome. The coding region runs from base 65 to 712 and encodes 215 amino acids.
AGAUGCAGGUUUGGGAAGGCAAAACAGAGAAGAAAAAGAGAAAGAAGAAGAAGAAGAUUUAGUAAUGGCAUACAAGGUGGAUCAUGAGUACGAUUAUCUUUUCAAGAUUGUAUUGAUUGGAGAUUCAGGUGUUGGCAAAUCCAACAUUCUUUCCAGGUUUACUCGUAAUGAAUUUUGCUUGGAAUCCAAGUCUACCAUUGGUGUUGAGUUUGCAACCAGGACUCUUCAGGUAGAAGGGAAGACAGUUAAAGCACAGAUAUGGGACACAGCUGGUCAAGAAAGGUACAGAGCCGUCACCAGCGCAUACUACAGAGGUGCAGUUGGUGCACUUUUGGUUUAUGACAUAACAAAGAGGCAAACAUUUGAUAACGUUCAAAGGUGGCUCCGGGAAUUAAGGGACCAUGCAGACUCCAACAUUGUGAUCAUAAUGGCUGGGAACAAGUCUGAUCUGAACCACUUAAGAGCAGUCCCAACAGAAGAUGCUCAAUUGUUGGCUGAGAAGGAAAGCCUUGCAUUCCUUGAGACUUCAGCAUUGGAAGCCUUAAAUGUGGAGAAGGCAUUCCAGACUAUUUUGCUUGAUGUCUACCAGAUUAUUAGCAAGAAAGCUCUGGCACAGGAAGCAGCUAAUUCAACUGGACUUCCCAAAGGAACUAUAAUUAAUGUUGCAAAUCCGUCUGGUAAUGUUAACAAGAGAUCAUGUUGUUCUAAUUAGCAAGAUCCUGAUCUUACAAAAAUUGGGAAAGGAGAGUCUAGCAUUCCAGGAAAUUUUCAUUUUUGGCUAUCUGACAGAGAAGGUACAAGGCCCUUUUCACCUUCUGUCAAAUACUCUUCCAAGAGGCCAUGUCAUGUGGGAAGCAAGUUUAUAUUUCAUUACAACCAAUCAACAAUGAACAAAAGAACUGAUUAGGUAAAGAAGGUUCUCUCAAAUGUGAGACGGAUCCUAGAACUGAUUCUUUCUGUGCUAGGAUUAUGGCAAUUAAGAAUACAUUAUUCUCUGAAUCAUCAUCAUUGCAUAGUUGAGAAAAAUUAUAAUUGUUGUAGGGCAACUGAAAUGACUUACUGAAGGAUAAGAACUGUGAUGUCUCAUAUGAAUGAUUACAAGUAAUUCCUUGGA